Messenger RNA from Zygosaccharomyces rouxii, 420 nucleotides. It is a transcript of the gene ECL1, whose product is annotated as Ecl1p. The record is from RefSeq and is a predicted model, not a curated record. Lineage: Eukaryota; Fungi; Ascomycota; Saccharomycetes; Saccharomycetales; Saccharomycetaceae. The transcript has a single exon. The coding region runs from base 1 to 420 and encodes 139 amino acids.
AUGUCAGCAUUUAAUGACUUUUGCAUUGUGUGCGAUCAGCUCAUUCCACAAGACUCUCUGCCGCCUCGAGUGGAUGAGCUUCUAUACUGUAGUGAAGAGUGCAUGGUAAAGGAUACCAGCAGGGUGCCGCCUGCGGCGGCACCUGCUGAAUUGAGUGAAAGCGCUAGCUCACUUGGUGAUGUAGACUCGCUAAUUGCUUCUCCGCUUCUUCUGCCGAUGGACGGGAUGGUGCCGCCUCCUGCGAGCGGUAUUGAAGACAGCGACUACAUGCUGAUGGAACUGGAAUCUGCAUCACAGGCGGUUCCUCGUACGCAGGCUGUAAAGGAACCAUGCAGUCCGGGUGCGGGCAAUGCGGUUCAAGUGCUGGAUCGCGUUGCAGAAGACAAUUACAAAUUGUGGUUGUCGCAAUGCCAUUGGUGA